UUGACCCCCCAACACGCCCGGCGCUUAAAUGGCUUCCAGCAGCCGCGACAAUGGCAAAGAGGCGCAGCAUCCGGGCUUUGAGUCGAUUGAGGAUGAAGAGCAUGCUGACUUUUCUUUUGGACCUGAACAUGAGUUUAGUCCUAAGCAAGGAGCCAAAGCCAGUCGCUCCGCAUCGUCCGCGGCACCGUCGGUGCUGGGCAAAAGCAACGAAGGUGCCAGAGAAGUCGAUCUGGAGAUGCAGCCAUUGACAGGAGCUGAUGAACCACCCCAGGUGCAGGUGGAACGUCCAAAGAAAAGGCUCUACAAUGUUUGGCCCUCCCGGAACAAAUUUUUCUGCAAAGGCACCAUGAUGACAGGCGGUGAGACAGAAAUGGGAAUCACUCCCAACUGUUCAGUUCCGAACCUUUGCGUUUGGACCUGCAUCUUGGCUCCCUGCUCGCUGUACUUCAUUUGGGUCUUUCCGCAUCUCUGGAAAGAAGGUUGCUAUACCUUGCCCUUGGCCACCCUGGCAGUAUUCGUGAUGGCCACCGGCUUCCUUUUGGCCACCUGCUGCUCCGAUCCGGGCAUCAUCCCCAGACGCGAGGUGGUGAUUGCCACGAAGACGGCCAAGCAGCUGCAGGAGCAGCUGGGCUAUGAUUUGCUUUGUAUGGACUCUGUUCCCUUGGAUGGCAGGGGCGGAGGAGGAAAGCUGCCAGUAGAGUUGACCAGUCGUGGGUAUCGCUGGUGCCGGACGUGCAGAAUCAUCAGGCCCCCACGCUCCUCCCAUUGCCCGGACUGUGACAACUGCGUGAUGCGGUACGAUCAUCAUUGUCCCUUCGUCAACAACUGUGUUGGCCAGCGCAACUAUCACUUUUUCUUUGGCUUCGUCACAUCGGUCUUAUGUUUGGCGAUGAUGGUGCUGCCUGUGCUGUUCUGGUUUCUGAACAGCGAGAAUUUCGAGUUAGCGGUGGAUGGCAUGAUCCACGUGAGCAGUGGUGCCUUGCAGCCGGUCUUCUACGCACUCAUCGCGUUGGGGGCCCUGGUGGGGAUCGCGACGCUCCUUUCCUUCGUCCUAUGGGUCUACCACGUCUUUCUGAUUGCAACCAAGAGGACCACGAAGGAGUUUCGACGGAAUCUGGAGAACAUUGCGGAGGAGCCCACCUUGUGCGCGUCGCGCGGACCUCGAUUGUUUGAUCCUUGGGCCUUGGUGGACCCCCGCGACCUGAUUCGUGUGGAUGAAGCGCCGCCACCGGUGCCCAACAAUUUGUGCGUGGAUGUUUGGAGCUCGUGCUUCGGGGAUGAGUACAGCUGAUCCGGACAGCCAAACGUGGCGCUGGACGGUUUCACCGUCGUUGCUGAGCCUCGAAGUUCCGACAUUUCAGGGAAACUUCCUGGGGUAUAC
This is a messenger RNA of Cladocopium goreaui, 1381 nucleotides long. The record is from the annotation of a GenBank genome assembly. NCBI's taxonomy places the organism in Eukaryota, Dinophyceae, Suessiales, Symbiodiniaceae.